AUGCGUGAAUCAAAACGAAGCAACGAUCUCUUGCAACAACAAGCAUCAGCUGAUAAAGAUGAUAUUCUUCAACAAGUUGUUGAACAAGAAUAUACAACAUUAUACCGUCAAACGCAUAAAGCCUCACAAAAGAUAGCACGUCAUGUUCUUCGAAAUGUAGUUCAAGCAAGUCCACCACGUCCGUUAUCUAUACCAAUACCUAUAACUACAGUAGAUUCAACUGUAGAAAUACAUGAUGACGAACACACUGUUUCAGUAAUGGUAGCUGAUGGUACUAAUAAAAAUUCGCAAAAAAAUUCAACAAUUCCAACUGUUAUGCCAACACUUCCUAUUGUACGUGAACUAACAUCAUAUGUGCCAACAGCAAAAAAUGUUGCUACACGUGGUCAUCUUAUUGGUAUACCAUAUUUAGGUGAUAAAUUCGAUGCUGAAGAUCAACGUUUAAUUAAUUCAAUAUCAGUUGAACCAUCGAAACAACAAAAAUUAAUACGAAAAAAAAAACUUGACGAACCAUUAUUGGAAAAUCUAUUUCAAUCGCUUCGAUCGAAUAAAACAUUGAAUACGUAUUCAAAUGAACGAAUCAUCGAUGAGAUACUUCAUUAUCAUCGCGAUUCAACAUCAAGAGCAAGACUUAUGGCAUUACCAAAUCAAACUACUUGUUUGACCAUUGAUAAUCAACAAACGAAUACAAUCAGUCAAAAGUGUGAGUCAGACGAGAUUGAUAUUGAUGAUAUUAUUAUUAAACGUUGGUGUGCUCGAUUUUGUCCACGUUGUUAUACUUACAAUUGUUUAUUACAUAAAGAAGGUCCAUCCCAUUUACCACUACCAAAACGAUUUUCUAUUUCACAAGACGAUCAAUCGGAACAAUGUAGCUCUACAUGCUAUAAAUAUCAACGUGAAUAUCAUAAGAGACCACUAUCUCCAUCGGCAUACAUAGAUGAGUCAUCCGAUCAAAUAGAAUAUAAUCAAAAACGUCAACGUAAAUCAACAAAUAAAUUUCUUUUAAAUUCGAAUGAAAAUCUAAAUAUGGAUGAAUGUGUUGAAGUGAAUAUCCAAUUAAAUGAUUCACAACGAAAACAUUCAUUACCACGUUUAACAAGAAUUGAAAAUCAUCUUCUAUGCCAAUCGAUUCAGCCAUGUUCCUUAGAAAAUAAUUGGACAUUAACAGACCGAAAUUUAUUUCGUUUAUUCUAUUUUGCCUUGGAUGGUGAUUUAUGUUUAUUCAGUCAAUUAUUUGAUUAUAAUCGAACAUGUAAAGAUCUAUAUCAACAACUGAUAGAGGAUUCAAAAUAUUUUUCCGAACGUAUUUCAUUGAAAAACGGUUCACCAUUUUUAAUACGUCAACCCUAUCGAAGACGUAUGCCGGAAGGUACAACACGGGCAUUUCUUAAUUAUAUGAAAAAAAAUCUUAAUCGAACAACUAGUAAUAAUAGAAAGAAUUCAAUCAACACAGAAACAAUAUUAAAACCAUCCUACCAUCCAUGUCUACACGAUGGGCCGUGUUCAUCGGAAAAUCCUGAUUGUUGUUGUAUUAAAAUGGGAACAUUUUGCGAAAAAUUUUGUAACUGUUCAAUUGAUUGUCCACGUCGAUUUCCGGGUUGUGCAUGCAAAGGAUCAUGUUUAUUUAAUAAUUGUUUAUGCAGCGCAGAAGGUCGAGAAUGUGAUCCAGAUCUAUGCCAUAAUUGUGGAGCAUCUCUAUUUUUUAAUCAAUUUAAUCCUUCAGUUAAAUCAGAAGUUGAAAUACCAAUGAUAAGAGAAGAUGAAAACGUUUCAUCAACUGUAGCUGUACGAUGUGGUCGCUCACGAACAACGAAUAAUUUGCCAGCACGAUCACAUAGUGUUCGAUCAUGUCGUAUUAACGAACCAUUAUAUAAAAUGACAUCAACUCAAACGCGUCGUACGAAUUCAAGAGCAUCAUUAAAUUUCAAUACAUCGCAAUUUUCACCUAUGAUUACAUGUGCAAAUAUUGCAAUGCAACGAAAAAUUCAUAAACAAAUUCUUGUUGCUGAAUCAGAUAUUGCUGGUUAUGGUGCUUUUCUUGGUUCACCAAUUGCAUACCCAGGUGAUUUGAUCGCAGAAUAUACUGGUGAAAUUAUUUCUGAAGAAGAAGCUGACCGUCGAGGUCGUCUUUAUGAUAAACGAGCGUGUUCCUAUUUAUUCAAUCUUGAUAUGCAACAUUGUAUUGAUGCUCGACAGUUUGGCAAUAAACUUCGUUUUGCUAAUCAUUCAUCUAAACCUAAUUGUGUUCCAAAGAUCAAGUUAGUCAGCGGUGACUAUCGCAUUGGUAUAUACGCAAAAGAAGCUAUAUUUCAAGGUGAUGAACUAUUUUUUGAAUAUAUGUAUGAUCCACAUCAACGUCAACAAUUUAUUAAUAAUGAACGUGUUGAUGAAGCUGAACAGGAGAAUUUGAUCAUUUUAACGCGUUAUGGUGAUAAUUUUAUGCUUGUGCAACCAUCAUAUGAUUGA
Molecule: messenger RNA, 2466 nt
Organism: Rotaria socialis
Lineage: Eukaryota; Metazoa; Rotifera; Eurotatoria; Philodinida; Philodinidae
Source: the annotation of a GenBank genome assembly